AGGUAGAAACAAUAAUUUCUCCUUAUCUCCGCCUCGAUGUGGUCUCAGGUGACAGAAGGCAGGUGAUGAGCAAGCAGCGAUGGGCGGAGUUUUGGUGAACAGGUGAACUCACCGCGGAGAGUCCCCUCAUUCUGGAUUAGACCUUUACAGGUCCAGCAGAGCUGAAACUGAACUAACGCUUUGUGGACUCCGUCGACUCUGCCAGCUGAAGAGCCCACCAUGGAAACACAAACUGGAAAACAAAGGCCUUCUCAAGGCCAGCUAAUCUCUGUGCCACAUAAAGACACGAUCCGGCUGCUGGAGGUGUACGUCAAGCGUAGCCUCAGCCUGAAUGAUGGCACGCUGGGGACAAAGCGGGCAGGGAAGAAAGAAAAGUGGGUGACCAUGGCCAGAAGGCACCGGCGAUCCUCCAGCGAUCCUUCCCUUUUCUUGGCUGAAGGAAUAAAUCUUGAAAACAAUGAUGUGUUUUUUGCGGCCAAACCUCUGGCAGAUGUGCCUGAAAAACCUCCUGAAGAUUUAGAGAAAAUAAAAGUGACAAAGAAGAACAAGAAGCCUUCAUUUUUGAAAACUUUGUUUGGCUUUUUUACACGAAAGAAUGAUGAAGACAGUGACGAUGAUCAGUACUGUCCAUCGACAGUUUCUGCUGCCUCUGAACCGGUAACAACCUGCCUGCCGACAACUUCGGCUACUUUACAAAAGAGGAAAAAGUCCUUAAGGAGAAAACGGUCAAAAAGACUUUCUAAAAGAGCGAGUAAACUUGGUAAAGAUCUAAUCGCUGCUGAUAUUACCGGAGUAGGAGCUGUCGUCAGUGUGGAGCCAACGUAUGCAUAUUAUGAAAAGGUGUCCGAAGAACUGGAAAAAAUUGUGCAUGAAGUCAAAGAAAAAGAGGAAAAUGAAACUCUUUCAGAUGGUGAAGUUCUCAACAGGCUCAUUGCUUUAACGAAGGAGCAGGGUGAUGCCAUGGAGGGCAAGCUUAAAGAUAACCCCACCCUGAGCAACUUCUUCCAGCGACUGACUUACUCCUCCUUCCAGAAGUUGGCGGACGCUUAUCUGGAGAAAGAGACGACGACGACGCCGACCCACAAUCCUCCCACCGUACAUCCAACGGCGCCUGAGCUGGUCAAACUGGCCUUUACUCUGGACUUCACCGCCAGGAUCGCUGGACUUUCCAAGCAGAACGUAGGCCACAUCACUUGUCUCGGGAACCGCUAUCUGCAGGAUCGAUUUGAGUACACGCAGGCGUGUACAGAUCAUCCAUAGUCCCAACAGCGAUGACUCAAGUCCUGCCGCACAAAUGACUCCACAGAUGUGAUUAGAGAUGAUGUACACACAAUUUCAUCAUCUCAAAGCUCGUCAAGGACACGCAAUUUCAACUUUGAGUAGAAUUUAAUUAAUUUCUGACUAAAAAUCUGUGAACGUGUGCUGCAUCAACAAGAAACUGAAUUCUCUGGAGAUACGAGCGCUUCUGUUUGGAAGAUCUUAAAGAAUGUGGUCCUAAUAAGCACGAAGUAGUCCUGCAAAAUCACAAUGUC
Messenger RNA from Nematolebias whitei (Rio pearlfish), 1532 nucleotides. RefSeq lists its product as uncharacterized. The transcript is spliced from 6 exons. NCBI's taxonomy places the organism in Eukaryota, Metazoa, Chordata, Actinopteri, Cyprinodontiformes, Rivulidae. Bases 220 to 1260 code for a protein of 346 amino acids. The record is from RefSeq and is a predicted model, not a curated record.